CGGCUCGCAGGUGGUUUGAACAGUUCUUCACGACGACUUCAGAGCGAGGAAUAGAGAUUUGUGUUAAACACCGCAUCUGUUGCGCGCCGCCCGUGAACGCGGUUCGGAGUUAGACGAAUCAAUCUUCACUGCGAUGGCCAAGUCAGCGUAAGGGCUGGUUUCCUCCAUAAAGAAGUCAAGUGGAUGAAAAACAGUACAGCCUAAUAUUUGAAUUACGUAAUCCUUGACGUCACAGAUUACGUACGCCAUGCUUUGCAGUGUGCUAUUUUGUUCAGAUGAUAAGGCUAAUUUUGUGAUACGAUAAUAUGUGGUAAACAUUUAACUGUGAUCAUCUUCAACUCUUUUAAAAACUAACCAUGGAGUGGACAACUUUAGCCGUCUUCCUGGUGGUUUGCGGACAGCUAUCGCACACUGGUAACGUACAGACAGACACCCGUUUGAAAAUCGGCUUCGUGAUCCACAAACAGGAGAACGGGAUAGGGCGUCACAUAGGGGGCGCGUUUUUCAACGCCCUCGACUACGUGAACAACGCGACGAUGUUCAACCAUCCGCUGACGUUCGACUACUACUUCCGUGACGUCGACGGUACCGACGUGGACGCCAACCGCGCCAUGGUGGAGCUCUACUGCAACAACACCGUGGCCGUCUUCAUCGGGCCCGACGCCUACUGCGCCAACUCAGCUCUAGCGGCGACGUCGUUUGACAUUCCUUACAUCGCGUAUAGCUGUAUAGACUCGAUAGCCAGGGAGGACAUGACCAACUACCGAUUCGUCAGCACGGAGCCGUCGUUCGUGAAGUCGGCCAAGUUCCUGACAUCAGUGUUGGUGCACUUCAAGUGGACGUCGUUCACUAUCAUCAGCGGCAACUACCUCAAGUACGCCGAGACGGCCAACCUCCUGGUGGAGCUCACGUCGUCGCUCAACAUCCGCCUCAACAACGUCACCGAGAACGACAACCUCGACUACAACCACCCCGCUAGCAACUCGUCCGAGUACAGAAAGAUUGUCGAAGAUACGUAUAAGCAGACUCGAGUGUAUGUGUAUCUGGGUCACUACGAAGCGUUGAUCGAAUUUGUGCGAGCUUUAAGCGAGCUUGGCCUCACUGAUACUGGCAAGUACGUCGUCGUGGCUGUUGAUGAUAGAGAAGAAAUAUCUAACCAGGACAGAUAUUUUGCCAAGCUCAGUGAAUUACGCAAUGACGUCAAGUCGCAACAUCUGGAGGCGUUCCGGAACGUGCUUGUUCUGGUUCCGGAAAGUAAGAAUCCGCACUGGGAUGCCUUCAAGAUAGAAACUCAACUCCGGAAUGAGGAGCCGCCAAUCAACGCGCCAAAGUGCAGACAUGAAUUCUGCACGAAGGAACGUAAUCUGAAGAUUCCCGGCCGGAAGGCUGCGUACCUACACGACGCCGUCAUGGUGUACGCCAGAGCCGCGCGGGACGUGUACGAUGAGGGGAGCGAUGUCUACAACGCCACACUGGUCAUCUCAAAGAUACGCGGCAGCACAUACCACAGUAUCCAAGGUUUUGAUGUUUUUAUUGGGGAUGUUGGCGACAACGACGGCAACUACACCCUGAAGAGCGUCCACGUGGACGGCGACACGUUGUUACCGGAGAUGUACUCAGUUGGCAGCUUCCAUAAAAACAACUCGACAAACAUCACGUACUCGCCAACACGAGACAUCGCCUGGGUGGCGGGUCACCCUCCCAGGAGCGAACCCAAGUGUGGCUUCAACGGCGAACACUGCGUGAAGACCAAAUUUAACUGGCAAAUGGCGACGAUUGGUAGCGCCAUUGCGGCCGUCGUGAUUGUUGUUCUGCUUCUUCUUAUCAGACACUACCUGUAUGAGCAGAAACUCGCACGGUUACUGUGGAAGAUAGACCGCUCGGAGCUCGUCUUCGUCGACAGACACGAGAACGAAAAUGUACAUCGGAAAACCAUAUACAGCCGGUGGCACUUCAUCUUUAACAAGGACAUUUACAACGACAUACUCAGCGACAACGACGACGCAAGCAACGACGGUGAUACGGACGUGACGAUAGCGACGUACCGGGGAACGACGGUCGUCAUUAAACAGGUGACGAGGAAGAACCUGGAACUAAACCGAUCGUUAAAGAAGCAACUUCAGCUGCGCAAGGAACUCAAUCACGACAACAUAAACCGCUUUGUGGGAGCGUGCAUCGAGACUCCGCAGAUAUACAUCGCGUCACAGUACUGUACGAGGAAAAGUUUAAAGGAUAUUCUGAAAGAUGAAAAUUCCCCACUGGAUGAAAUGUUUGUAGCUUCCCUUGUCUCCGAUUUAAUACGUGGCAUGAUUUUUAUACACGACAGUGCUAUUCUGUCCCACGGAAACCUCAAGUCGAGCAAUUGCCUCGUCGACAGCCGGUGGGUGUUGCAGAUUGCAGAUUUCGGACUUCACCCUCUCUUCACCAACUCCUCUCAGUCUGUUAAGGAUGACUUCAAGAUUUAUAAUCGUUUAAUCUGGAAAGCCCCUGAGUUACUGCGCGACGCCCGCCAUGACCCACGAGGUACCCCAAAGGGAGACGUCUACUCGUUUGCUUUGAUUCUGUACGACAUCCACGGCAGAAACGGACCCUGGGGGAACACAAACCUAGCACCUGAAGAAAUCGUUGCGCGUGUGCGUGACUGCGGAAGGUACAACGUCUUUCGACCAGAAACGACGGCGCUGUCCUGUCAGGAUUACUUCAUCAGCUGCAUGCACGACUGCUGGAACGAGCUUCCGGAUCAGAGACCCGACUUUAAGACAAUCAGAACGAGGCUGAAAAAUAUGAAUCUUGGAUUAAAGGCUAACAUAUUUGACAACAUGCUGGCGAUGUUGGAGAAACACGCACACAACCUUGAAGCGCUCGUGAUGCAGCGAACAGAACAGUUGUCCGCUGAGAAGAAAGUCACGGAGAAUUUGCUAUUGCGGAUGCUGCCUAGGUCAGUUGCCGAACAGUUGAAGCACGGCAAGCAGGUAGUGCCGGAACAGUAUGAAUGUGUUUCUAUUUACUUCAGCGACAUCGUCGGCUUCACCGAGAUCUCGGCCCAGAGUACACCCAUGGAGGUGGUCGACUUGCUCAAUGAUCUGUACAUAUUCUUUGACCGAGUUCUCGAGAGUUACGACGUCUACAAGGUGGAGACCAUCGGCGACGCCUACAUGGUGGUGAGCGGACUUCCAGCGCGGAACGGCUACCUGCACGCCGGCGAGAUUGCCUCCCUUUCUCUACAUCUCCUCAAUGCUAUCAAGAUGUUCAAAAUCAGACACAAACCGGAAGCCAUGCUCAGAAUUAGAAUUGGAAUUCAUUCAGGUCCGUGUUGUUCUGGAGUGGUUGGCCUGAAGAUGCCGCGCUAUUGUCUAUUUGGUGACACGGUGAACACGGCGUCGAGGAUGGAGUCCACGGGUGAAGCAUUAAAAAUCCACUGCAGUCAAGAAUGCAAAGAAAUUCUCGACAAGCUGGGAGGAUACCUGCUACAAGAGCGUGGAGUCAUCAACAUCAAGGGUAAAGGCGACAAAUGGACUUACUUUCUGGUGGGGGAGGACAGGAGUCAGCGGAUUCGUCGCAUAUCGCAGGAGAGGAUUUCCGGGAAGGCUCAGCGCUGCGUGUCCGCCAGUAACCUGGACUACACGGGGAAGAUCUUCACCAGCAGUAAUAUCAGUCGAAUGAGCACGCUGCCGCCCAUCCAGGACGGGAAGUGCUUGGAGAACUUUGACGUCGACCCCAGCUGGAUUCAGCUGGACGAUCUCACCCAGGAGCACCACCUGUUGAACGGGGACUUCUGCGUCUGCGAGGACGAGUCGUCGGAGAGGAACAAACUUCUCGAUGACGAUCGGUCGGCGUCGACGUCGCCGUCGACGUCGUGUGCGAAGUGCCAAAAACACCCGCUAAUCAAUGGUCACGUGACAGACAGGACUUCGCACAAUAAUUUCGGUGAAGUGAAGCACUAUUUGAAAAAUGAUUCCACUCCGGAGAGUGUUGUGUAGCACAGCGAUGCUGACGUCAGUGGUUACGUGACUGACAGGAUUUCGCACAAUAAUUUCGGUGACGUGUAGUACAAUCUGAAAAAUUACUCCACGUCGGAGAGUUUUGUGUAGCAUAGUGAUGCUGACGUCAGUGAUCACGUGACCGAUAUAAAGACAUGUAACACUUUUGGGUGUGUAUUACGUGAAAUGUACGGUAAAUUAAUGGGGUAAACAUUCUAGCGGACGGAUCAAACAAACUUUAUUUUUGAUUGUGGACGAAUAGUCUCGAGUUCUUCAGUGGGAGAGGUUUUGGAGGAUCAAUAGUCCUGGAUGAAAUGUAUAGUGGGCGAAUCAUACGCAACUCUACGAUUAUAAAUGCAGCUACGCCAGAGAUGUAACAUCCUGAAACUGACAUCAAUGGUGACAGCACUGGUCGUAUGACUUACACGACUGUACGUAGUUGUGGUCACAUGGCCUUUAGACCUGGUACAGGUUUGGUGAUAUUUCAUGCCAUCUUCUAAAUGAAUCUACGUCAGAGAGUAGACCGGGGCAGCAUCAUGACGUCAGUGGUCACACGUGAUUGACAGGAAAUGGCAGCUUUGUGGUUCCAUACUAUUUAAAACUGAAUAUACACCAGGAAGUCCAGACGUCAAUGGUGGCCAUGAUAGCAAUGUUGAUGACAGUAAUCACAUAACUGAUUGGACUUACGACAGUAUUACUAUUUCAGAUUACCAUAAAAGUAUAUGAACACCAGAAAGUGGUGUGUAAUAUCAUGAUCAUAGUGAUUAUGUUAGUGAUCAGUUUACUCGCAAGAAAUUUUGCAUUUCACAUUACCGUAAACACUUUGACCAACUAUUUCCGAAUGACGUUUUAACAACGAAAAUAGCUAGGCUGGCGGUACACUAUACUAACAUCACAGCGAAUACCUUAUCAUUUUGAUGUUGUAUUUAAUUGGCAGACAUCAACAGCUUGGUAAAGCAUUUUUCACCUCUUUUUUUUUUGAAUGCGGAUAAUUUGUUAUUUAGACCAAUACAAACAACAUUCGUGAAAACAAGUUUGUUUUUGACCCAGAAAGUUUGCUAAUUGCAGUUCAGAAGACAUUAAGAUCAUAUAAAAACAAGAAACAAUAGAAUAAAACACGAAAUAAACAACAGAAGAACAAAACAUCUACCUCAUAAUGACGUAAACUGACCGUAUAAUGAUCAGGACCCCGUUUCACGAAGUGAUCGUAGCCCUAGGUUCGACCACUUUAUGUGGAACGGGGCCCUGCAACAGAAGGUACUCAGUUCUGACAAUGGAAGAUCUUGUGACUGGUAAAUGUGGUACCUAAUUCGGCUUGUUUGUAAGAGAUACAAACUCGGAAAGGAAACAAAAGGUAUGCAAGUCACCUUCACCUUUGAGUUCACGAGAACAUUGGUGAUCGGGUCCCAAUGACCAGUCCAUGUAUAUAUGUGCCUGUCACCUCACUGCUAGCCUAUAGCCAACGAACCUCAGUCUGUGGUGGCAUACAGGGUCGUGCCUGGUGUAAAAUAUCAGGGGUGGGGUCGGGGUAGUAAACCAAUUAGGCUUUUUCAAGCCAAACAUUUGUAUCCGAAUUUAGAGGUCUUAAACGAAAAUAUAUAGGUUUGUAAGCAAAUCACGAAGCAUUGAAACAUUUCAAAAACUAGAUUUUGCGGCAAUGCAAUUUGUUACUUUUAACAAUUUAGAAUUCAUCAACUAUGUUUGCCCGAAAGUCUCUUUCGUUUUUUGCCUGAGAGAGAGAGAGAGAGAGAGAGAGAGAGAGAGAGAGAGAGAGAGAGAGAGAGAGAGAGAGAGAGAGAGAGAGGGGGGGGGGGGAGAGAGAGCGAGCGGGGGGAGUGGGGGGGGGGAGGAUGGGUGUAAUCAAAAUGUUAUCUGCCUAGUGUAUAUCAUGUGGUUAUUACCUUACUGCUAUGUCUCAGGAAUCGGUGAUACUUUUAGAAUACAAAACGCAUUUGUAUCAUAAUCUGAAUUGCAAAACACUGAAUUGUUUACAACUGUAUAUUUAAUAAUUAUACUGAUGGAAAGAAAUAAGGGAACACAAUUAAAGUAACAGCAUAUAUUGACUGCAACGAAAAGUCUCCUCCGCAGUAUCAGGAAGUUAACCAUGUAACUGGCUGUCAAGCCGGUGGUACCGAUAUUCAAUCACACAUUACAUCUCUGUAUGUUAUUCUAUACCGUGAUACCUACUCUAACAGUGAACAAAGAGUGAUCUCAAAUAUCAUGUUCCCGUAUUUAUUUCCAUCAGUAUAUAUUAUAUAUGUGGACAAAAGAAGCGAAGGGUCUUAACAACAUAUCUAUAAUUACUAUCAUAUUGUUAUCUACGAACACGGAUGUUUUUUGUUUUUUUGUGCGUCCCUACAUUUGUACUUAUGUAUGAAGUACAUAAAAAUGGCAACGGUGAUGAUAUUUACGGAGUCGGGCUGUUCUGCUUCUUUGAUGGUUUCUGUUAAUCCAUUUCAACUUAUUUUCGAGCUUAUAUCCAAUUAUGGUUCAAGCACGUUUUCCUGGGCACACACACCAGCUAUCUUGGCUGUGUGUCCAAGACAGUGAGUUAGUUGUUAGUGGUUAGUGACAGAGAAGAGGGUGUAGUGGUCUUAUAUCUACCCACUGAGUGGUUAAACCUCGCACUGGGUGUGAGCCAGUAUCGGGCUGCGAACCCUGUACCCACCGGCCUUAUGUUCGAUGGCUUAACCACGAGACCACCGAGGCCGGUUUUCUGUUAAAAGCACGUUUCUGGGUACACGGUCUUUGUUUUUACAAAAAGUCUUGACAAAGUUCAACAAAAGAAAAUAAGGUUUUGCAGCAGUCAUUUUUGUCAGUGAUCCAUAAAAUCGCCAAUGGUGUCAACGAUAAAAGGUUUCGAAAUGUGACAUAUCAUUACGAGGUAGCCUAUAUUGAUAUCUAGUCUAUGGACUAUAGUCUUAUUAAAAAGAAUGUACAUUUUAAUACUAACAUAACUGCAUUACAACCCAGACAAUUAUGAAAAUGACAACAACAACAAAAGUUCUAUGGAAAAAUAGUUUCCACGACAUUGUUCAUGGUGGUUAGAAUGUAUGAGAGAUUAAUUUGUCAGUAUUAUAAAAAUAAAUAAUUACGUUUCUUUGCAAAAUAAAUGCGAAAGAAAAUUGAAAACUCCGCGUCACUGCUGAUUGCCUUGGUUAAUUGUCGGGGUUGAUUAUAUGAUACGAAAUAGUAUGUGUUCGGGGAAUGUGUAGCCUGGGUUGGGGUAUCUGUGAAUAUUCCAUGAAUUUAGAUUAAUUAAACUUCAAUUGUUCUCCAUGUAAAAACUCAAGUGCCUCUUCGUUAUAUUUAAACACAAUUAGGCCCUUCCCUAACAAGAUUUGUUAUAUUCACUUAAACGUGUGGGUUGGGUUUUGUUUUUUUAGCAAACCUUCGAGAAUUGAAAAUUUGCCUGAACAGUUUAUGGGUUACACAAAAAACUAAAUCAAAUAACCGUUUCUGUGGGGUUUUUGUUUGUUUGUUUGUUUGUUGUUUUUUGGAUAACCCAAUAUGACCAUGUAUAUUAUUCACUAUAUUUAAUGCACGAAAAUGUGUCAAGCAAACGUUUACUUGCAUGAGCGAAGCACGAACGAAACGAUUGUUCUCGCAAUUGUAUAGGGUUUGUUUAAUAAAGUAUGCAUUGAAUACAUGAUUCCAUUGACGAAGUUUUACUCAAUGUAUAGUAUAUGUACCAAAUAUCUUGAAGCAAUUUGUAAAAACUAAAAUACUUCAAGCCUAUUUUUCUGCUUUGGACUUUCUUAUAAGUAUGAUUAAAUGAAACCAUAUUCAAUAUUAAACACUUUUAAUAUUGAUUAACAAUGUGUUAUCAUAUUGAUAACAGUAAAAAUAUUUUAGUAAAAUUAAUAAUUGUAAUUUGAAUAUUAUAAUUACAUCUUUCAAGUACAGACAGAGGCGUGUUAAGAAGAGAAAGCGCUCGCAGACGAUUCAGUAUAUAUCAUAAUAAUUGAAUGGAUUCCGAACAUCUGAUAGCGUUUGUCCUCUUGAACGUCGGUAUAUAUUUCGACAUUGUGACAGUAUUAAAAGAACACUAUGUCCAGUGUGUGUUGUUGAACAAAAUUACAGCAUUGCUGUUCUCUACGUAUGUUAUUUAUCGAUGGAAGUGUUAUAUUACAAGAAUAUAAAUGUAUAAGAAUAA
Molecule: messenger RNA, 8136 nt
Organism: Gigantopelta aegis
Lineage: Eukaryota; Metazoa; Mollusca; Gastropoda; Neomphalida; Peltospiridae
Product: guanylate cyclase 32E-like
Exons: 21
Coding region: 357-3980 (1207 amino acids)
Biological process (GO): receptor guanylyl cyclase signaling pathway; intracellular signal transduction; protein phosphorylation
Molecular function (GO): guanylate cyclase activity; ATP binding; protein kinase activity
Source: RefSeq, a predicted model, not a curated record